CUGUGGGCUUUUUUUACUUACUGUAGGUGCUUGGUUGGUUUUUUUUUUGGCUGAGAGAAAAGUUCCUCUUAAACUUCAGAGGAUUUAAUUUUGGGGUUUUUAGCCUCCAGUUACAGCCUCACAAUAAGCUCACUUGUUAUUGACCUGAGACGGAGAGGCACGCAGGGGCAGCUGAUUAUCAGAGCUGUGUGUGUGUGUGUGUGUGUGUGUGGGUGUGUGUGUAUGGAGGCAGGUUGAAGCUCUACGUCAGCGUUGAUCCAGUCGAGCAGGACGACAGACAGGAGGCAGAAAAACUGGACCUGCAGCUCAUGUUGUGUUUGUUCUCCUGCAGAUCAACAUGGCUGAAACACACAAAGUGACAGCAGGCAGCAGGAAGAAAUGGAAAAUUGGAGGUGAAGAGCUUAAACCCGCCGGCUGGUCCGAACGAGAUGAUGAAAGAAAUCUGGCAGUCCCUUUCAGAGGUCACAUCACAGGUGGGAUGCGUCCGGGGAAGAAGGCGGUGAUUUUCGGUGUUGUAGAUCCUCGUCCCGACAGGUUCUACAUCGCCCUGACGUGCGGUCGUGGUUCUUCCAGGGAGCCUCCGCCUGACGUGGCUCUGGAGCUCUGUGUUAGAUUCAGGGACCGGCAGGUUCUGCGGAGGGCUUGCGUGUCUGGAUCCUGGGGCGAAGCAGAAAGAGCCGUCCCCUUCUUCCCCUUCAUCAGAGACCUGCCGUUCAAGAUCGAGAUUCACUGUGAACAAGGUCGGUUUCGUGUCUUUGUGGACGGACAGCAGCUGUUUGACUUUGACCACAGACUGACGACACUCAGCGACAUCGACACUUUAUGGAUCAAAGGCAGCGUCACCAUCACAAAACUGGCCUGAAUGAAACGAUGAACCUCAGGAGAGACUGAUCUCAACUCUGUGGAUCAUGAUUAGUUUUUUUAUAUGAUAUUCACCUUUUCUGAUACUGAAGACUUUAGAGAAGGUUUGCUUUCUUUGCUCUCCUUUUAUAUCGGACAAUAAUUAAAUCACAAUUGAUUUUUAUGGUAAUUAACAGCCUUUAACUUUCUAAAUGAGGCCUUCAUGGUGAUUACUGAUGGUGAGGUAAGUUCUUAGAUGUCUUAACUUUUUUAUUUUACCGUUAUAGCUCACCAACAUUUUUAUAUUUUUAUAUUUUAGGUUUUAUAUAUUUACCUAUAAUGCCUUUGCUGUUGGGAGAAAAAAAAUCAGUGGGCUUCAUCUCUUUGGAAUGUGUUCCAGUUUGGUUCAUUAAGUUUGGGAAUUUUCCCAGAAUGUCCCACAUAGCUGCCAGUCAUUGUUAUGUAAAUAAGACCAGAGAUUGAUGAUGAAGGAAACAUAGAAAACAAAACACACAAUUGUACAGAAUAUCUGAAAAUUAUUUGAUGGUUCUUGUAACCGUGCUGUGCUUUGGAGACAUUGAAUGAACCACAGCUACCACUGAGGGCACUGAGGUCCUAUUUUCUGUGAUUUUACGGGGUUUUUUUGUAGCCUGUUGGAGUUAAAAGAGCAUUCCACCAAUGUAUCAUCACACUUUUAUAAAAUUGUCAGACUCAUGAUUGACCCUUAAAAGAAAAAGGAUCAUAAUCGAUGCAGCAGAACCAGAGAUGUCAUCUUUUUUAUUCCACACGUUCUUCUUCCAGGUUAAAACUGCAUUACCCAUAGUGCAACUCAACUCAAUUUACUUGACUGUACCAUAUACUGUAUAUAAGAACUAGACUGUACAGGUUAGGGUCAUGGGUGUAUUAUAAGAGCUGAUCGGGUGCCAGUUGAUUUCCCCCUAGUGGUCACUCACAGUAUUGCAGCACAAAAAAAAUUCCUCCUGUCGCCCAAAAAGCAUUUUCCCCCCAUAGAGCACCAUUGUAAAAGAACUUUAAGUUAUGGUGAGAAAAAGAUAAAGACACUCAGGCUUCUGUGAGCUUCUACAGUGAGAGAUACAAAAGAUUAUGUGCCGAGUCGACUACCUCAAACCACACAGUGUGACGUCCUGCUGCUGCUGCUGCUACCAUCCAUGUAUAUAUAAAAACUGUAUAUUUGUAUAUGAAGAAUACAUCUGUUUUUAGGCCACAUUUUAUUUUAAACCAUCCACUGAAAACUUCAUUUUGUAUUUUAUGGAAAUAAUGUGAUGAAUGAGCCUUUUAGAAACAGCUGUCUUUGUCUCUCUUUGUGUAUUUACUCAAGUACUGUAUUCAAGUACAUGUUUGAGGUACUUGUACUUUACUGUAGUAUUUCCAUGUGAUGCUACUUUCUACAUCUCAGAGGGAAAUAUUGUACUUUCUACUCCACCACAUUUAUUUGACAGCUUUAGUUACUUUUAAAAUGACGAUUUGACACAAUGGAUAAUAUACUCAAACUAAAUGUAUUGAGUUUGGUUGUAGGAAUGUUCUUGCUAACACACCACUGCACUUAUUCUCAGCAGGUCACUAAAACUAAAUUUCUGGGUUUUAAAUGAGAUAAUUCAUCCUGGUCUGAUCAAAUUAGUACAUAUUGGUUUUUACCUUGUUUAUAAUACAUGUUGAGUGAGCUCUGUUUAGUCCACAAACAAACUGAAUGAAGACAAGUUGCUGUUUUGGAACCUUUGAUUGUUUUUAUUUUCUUUUAGUUGUUGACUAUUUUUGUUGUAGGUUUCUAUUGUUACUGUUUCAUAUUUUUGGCUCAAUUUGCCCUUUUUAUGUUUUAUUGAAACAAUGUGAUUUUAAUUAUUGCUUCUUUAUAUUGUUGAUGUUUGUGUGUGGACCCCAGCGAGCACUUUGUGGAAGCUGAUGGGGAUCCAAAUAACGAAUAAAGGUCCCA
Molecule: messenger RNA, 2791 nt
Organism: Scomber scombrus (Atlantic mackerel)
Lineage: Eukaryota; Metazoa; Chordata; Actinopteri; Scombriformes; Scombridae
Gene: lgalsla
Product: lectin, galactoside-binding-like a
Exons: 5
Coding region: 338-862 (174 amino acids)
Molecular function (GO): carbohydrate binding
Source: RefSeq, a predicted model, not a curated record